Molecule: messenger RNA, 561 nt
Organism: Fusarium subglutinans
Lineage: Eukaryota; Fungi; Ascomycota; Sordariomycetes; Hypocreales; Nectriaceae
Exons: 2
Coding region: 1-561 (186 amino acids)
Source: RefSeq, a predicted model, not a curated record
AUGCUGCCGCCUCCACCUCCACCGCCUUUCCGAGCCCCGGUGACUGACGCCAGCUCAACUCCACAAGCGCCAGUUCUUCCUGAGGACGGUCCAACUGGAGCCUUAUUGCUUGAGUUGAUCAAGCAUAACGGCGCACCAUUCAAUGAUCACUGGGCUUACUUUGUUCGAUCUAGCUUGAGCCCUUCUGUUGGUAUCGUGUAUGAGGCCGUUGGCGAUGUCCGCAGCGGAUUCCAGCGCCAGAUCCGGAGGAAUCAUGACCUAACUUCUGACCCGCCGUCAUCCCGAAUCCCGCUUCAGUGGAUUGAAGCGAAGUUUAUUAACGAAGAGUUGAUGCUUCAUGACCAAGGAUCGAUACCGACCUGUAUCCUCGAGGAAAGCCUACAUAAAGUAAACGUACCUGACAAGACACUAAAUGACGCGUCUCAGAGUGAAGCUCCCAAGAAGAAAAUUGUACAACGGAAUUGUCAGACAUGGAUCGUUGAGUCAGCGGAUCAACUGGUCGUGAAUGGCAUUCUCUCUCCAGAUGCUGCUGCGUAUCUUAAUGCAACGAAGCAAGUCUAG